UUUUGUGGUGGUCUUGAGCUCCUCCUCCUGCUGUGUUGCGAAACCCCUAGAAUCAAAUCCAAAGGGCUCUCUACUCUCUCACUCUCGCAUCGAUACCCUGUUACUCCUCUCGCGAUUCACUCGCAUCUCUCCCGCUGCUUGUCGAUCUCGAUUCAUGCUUCCUUUGUCAUAGCCUGAAGCUCCGUUUCCGCUUUCGUCGUCCCUCAUACUCUCGCCUUUUUCGCACUCAGAAGAGGGGGCAGGAAGCACUUGGGCUUACAAUGAUUAAGCUAUUCAGUGUGAAGCAGAAGCAAAAGGAAGAUGCUCAGAAUAACAAUGGCCGUCCUAUCAAGAAGCAAAGUGCUGGUGAAUUGCGAGUGCAGAAAGAUAUAAGUGAGCUGAACCUGGCCAAGACUAUCUCCAUACACUUCCCCAAUGGCAAGGAUAAUCUUCUCAACUUCGAAAUCACCAUCCGACCAGACGAGGGCUAUUAUCAAGGUGGUACAUUUGUCUUUAGUUUCUCAAUCUCACAGGUGUACCCUCACGAAGCACCUAAAGUGAAAUGCAAGACCAAGGUAUACCAUCCUAAUAUCGAUUUGGAGGGCAACGUCUGUUUGAAUAUUCUCCGUGAGGAUUGGAAGCCUGUCCUUAGCAUCAACUCCAUCAUUUAUGGCCUUCAGUAUUUGUUUCUGGAUCCCAAUCCAGAUGACCCCCUCAACCACGAGGCUGCAGAAGUUUUGAGGGACAAUCCUCGGCAGUUUGAACAAAGUGUGCGAAGGUCGAUGCUCGGUGGUUAUGUUGGUGGCACCCACUUUCCUCGAUGUAUGUAGAGCUUCCAUCAUCUGGUGAUAGCAAUGUUUGAAAGAUAAUCUUGAAAGUGGAAGUUCAUUUCACAUAAGCUUAUGAGCCCAGGUCGCAAUUACCCAUGGAAAAAGAAAAAGAAAUUCUCAAGUAAACCCUAAACCCUAAACCCUAAACCCUAAAACCCUAAACCUGAUUCUUCUGUUCAUCUUUGGGUCUUCGUAAUAUUUGUAUAUCGUUCUUUGUAUUCGACAUACAAAUAUGAAAAAAACCUUCUGCACAGGUAGUUGAUGCGUCCCCCCCCCCCUCUUUCUUGCUUUCUUUUUCAUGUUUGUCUCUCGUUCUUAUUAGUGGAACGCGCUCAUUACAUAAUGGAGUCUGCUUUACUGCAUUUAUUAACGGUUCCUCACCAUGGCAAGAAAGCUCUGCUCUUAUUCUAAGCAAUUUUAUGAGGAGCUCUGCGUUUAUUUCAUAUGAUGCUAACAGGAAGGUGAUUUUGGUUCAGAGGCCAAUUUUCGAGGUUCAUAACAGUUAAUUGAGCUGUUAGAAUUGGCUGCACGAGGUUUUUUGACAUGAAGAGGCGAGGUUUUUACAUCAAUGGCUUCUCAUUAACAUUUCACAUAACCCCAUUCAGAAGGUGUAACAACGUCCACAAGACUUUUGGCUUGAGUGCAGCAUUUGGUUUGAAACGCCAAAGCUAAAUGAUCUUGAUGUUGUGCUGAGAUUGUAUGGAAAUGUAUGUGUUUAUGUA
This is a messenger RNA of Physcomitrium patens, 1531 nucleotides long. RefSeq names its product putative NEDD8-conjugating enzyme Ubc12-like. NCBI's taxonomy places the organism in Eukaryota, Viridiplantae, Streptophyta, Bryopsida, Funariales, Funariaceae. The record is from RefSeq and is a predicted model, not a curated record.